Molecule: messenger RNA, 1027 nt
Organism: Gopherus evgoodei (Goodes thornscrub tortoise)
Lineage: Eukaryota; Metazoa; Chordata; Testudines; Testudinidae
Exons: 2
Coding region: 197-1027 (276 amino acids)
Molecular function (GO): RNA-DNA hybrid ribonuclease activity; nucleic acid binding
Source: RefSeq, a predicted model, not a curated record
GGGGGUGGCCCUGGGACUCCUUACACAGUUAUUGGGCUCUUGGAAACGUCCAGUGGCUUAAUUCACCAAACAAUUGGAUCAGGUUGCUAAGGGGUGGCCGGCAUGCUUACAGGCAGUUGCAGCUACAGCUCUGGUGUUAGAGGAAGCAGAAAAACUAACUUGGGGGGGGGGGGCUGUUCAAGUAUACACUCCACAUAUGGUCCAAGCCUUACUGGACACAAAGGGGGGUCUCUGGCUCACCCAAGCUCGGGUAGCCCAGUAUCAGGCUAAGCUCUUAGAAAACCCCAAAGUUACCCUGCAGGCUUGCCCCUCCCUUAACCCAGCCACCUUGCUGCCAGAAACAGAGGGCCAAGAACAUGACUGCUUGGAAGUUAUAGAUGCCCAGUAUUCCAGCCAUCAGGAUUUGGAAGAUCAACCUCUCCUUAACGCAGACUAUGAGUGGUACACGGAUGGCAGUAGCACUGUUGUAAAUGGACUUAGAAGGGCGGGCUAUGCUGUUGUGUCUCUCCAUGAAACUGUGGAGGCAAAAAGCCUGCCCCCUGGAACCUCAGCCCAACUAGCCGAAAUAGUGGCUUUAACCCUUGCACUUGAAUUGUCAAAAGGAAAAAGAGUUAAUAUCUUCACGGACUGUAAAUAUGCUUUUGGUGUGCUACAUGCCCACGCAGGUCUGUGGAAACAAAGGGGAUUACUGAUGGCUCAGGGCUCCCCGGUCAAGCACAGGUACAUUAAGGACUCCCAGCCACUCCCUUUGGAUGCACCUAUCCAUUCCCUACAGCCUGGUGACUUCGUCCUCGUCUGGACCUGGAAGGACGAACCUCUCCAGGAGAAGUGGAAAGAACCCUAUCUCGUUUUACUGGUGUCCCACACGGCAGCUAAAGUAGAGGGACACAAAAGCUGGAUUCACUACUCCCGACUAAAAGCUGUACCUCUACCGCAGAAUCCAGACCCCGAGCAGUGGACGGUUCAGCCUACUGGGACCGGAGCAUCGGAAGAUUUGGGACUCAAGUUAUUAUUUAAAUGCAAAUAA